AUGAAAACCGGCCGAGCUAGAACCGAAAAACCGGUAAAAAAACCCAGUCUCAACAAAGUGUCAAUCGAAUGUACGAAUUGGCAGCCCGGAACGAGAGCACGCGCUCCCAAUCUGGCAGCUAGUCAUUACCGAUGGGAGCAGACCACAGCAGCAUCGGGUUCCAGCCAAGCAGAGCCCGGAAAACUGACACGCAGCCAAGCAGAGGCGAACGUCGCAAGAGGCAACCUAAAACCGCAAGUCGACGGUUUACCGUCUAUUUUUCUAUUGUAUUCCUAUGCAUACACUGUACGUCCCCCGGGCCUCGCCCGCUGGCAGACACAUACUUUACCAGCGAUCGCUGUGGAAAGUCUGCUAGUUCGAGGGGACAAAUUAUGUUGUUAUUGA
Molecule: messenger RNA, 384 nt
Organism: Macrosiphum euphorbiae (potato aphid)
Lineage: Eukaryota; Metazoa; Arthropoda; Insecta; Hemiptera; Aphididae
Source: the annotation of a GenBank genome assembly